AUGAUCGGCUGGUCAGCAUUUAUGUACGUCUCUCAGAAGAUACUACAUCUGAGGAUGUCGAAGGUGAGGAUAUAUUACAGUCACAGAUUAUGUUUGGCGAUUAUCUUCAACAUGCCUUGGAGGGCUAAGGGCGAGUCUGAAGUUGCCGAUGUGACAUUUUCGGAAGCUCAGGAAUCUCUGCUUUUCGACUGGUUUAACUGCAACCCCAUCCACGUUCUCAAGUCGCAAUUUGGAGUCCUCACUGGUACCAAAGUAACGGAAAGUAGUUUCAUGUCGCGCGGUCCUAGAAAGCUGUAUCGACAUGGAAAGCAGCACUUGCAGAUAGACGAUUUUUAUCAGCGUCGGCGGAGGUUCAGAACUGACGUUAAUCCUCACUAUGUGCCCGACCUCAGAGAUAUGCUUGGAUCGAUUCUCUUUAAUCGUCAUCAUCCUCCUAUAAGGAGAAGAGCUGCCGUUGUUGAUCGCCUGGUCCAUGGCAUGGAAUGA
Messenger RNA from Perkinsus marinus ATCC 50983, 486 nucleotides. RefSeq lists its product as hypothetical. Bases 1 to 486 code for a protein of 161 amino acids. The record is from RefSeq and is a predicted model, not a curated record. The transcript has 4 exons. NCBI's taxonomy places the organism in Eukaryota, Perkinsozoa, Perkinsida, Perkinsidae.